UUGGCGGGAAAUACUAACUAUAAUAUCCUCGCUAAUGUAAAAGAAAAGAUGGCGGCUGGGAAGAUGUGCAGCAGAAAGACCAAGGAGGAAACAGCUGAGUGGACAGGGUUGUUUAUGAGCGACUUGAAAACAGCACAACAGUCGCUUGUCUUCGUCAAGAGGAUGAUGGCUGUGGCAGUCUCCUCCAUCACAUACCUCAGAGGGAUUUUUCCGGAGGAUGCCUACAGGUCCAGAUAUCUGGAAGAUUUGUGCAUCAAAGUUUUGCGUGAAGACUGCAACACCCCUGGUGCCAGCAAAAUUGUGAAAUGGAUGAUGGGCUGCUUUGAUGCACUAGAGAAGCAGUAUCUCCAGAUCGUUUUCAUUGGGGUAUACACCAAUCCAGAUGAACCCAACUGCAUUAUUGAGUCGUACCAGUUCAAAUACAAAUACACCAAGAAGGGGCCGGAGAUGGACAUACUCAGGAACAACGACAUGGAGAUGCGUGUGACACUGGAGGACACCAAACGAGCCUCUGUGCUGCUCAUCAGGAAGCUCUUCCUGCUCAUGCAGAACCUGGACGCCCUCCCCAGUAACGUGUACCUCACCAUGAAGCUCUACUACUAUGACGACAUCACCCCCGCUGACUACCAGCCGCCGGGCUUCAAGGAGGGCCAAUGUGACAGCAUCUGGUUUGAAGGCAUGGCGGUGCACUUCAAAGUGGGAGAGGUGGAGACGCCGUUCCACACCUUGAGAGUGCGCGUGUCGGCAGAACAAGGCCGGCUGGAGAAGCUUCAAGUCGGGAACCACCUGAAGGAGACCAACCAGGAGAAAACCAUCACGGCCCCUCAGAAGAAAACGCAAGAUGACGAGGAUCUACCUUCUGAAGAUGAGUCUGCACAGUUCAAGAAACCUACAAAACCCAUGGCAAAGAAAAAGAGAAAUGCACCUGCCAAAAAACUGUCAAGCAAGAGAAGAAGAACUUAGGAACGCCAGACAACACAAAAGCUCUGUCAGCAGAAAUCCAAACAUAAACGAUCCCUCCAUUUUAUUACAAUGUUAAACUCUGCUUAAUGUUAUGUUACAAUGUCUUUGUUAGACAGGUUCUUUACAUAAUUAUUUCUACCUACAAGGCACAAUGUUACUGUCACAGUUCUAAUUUAAACAUUGAACAAAAAGCAUACAUGAAAUGUACCAUCUAGAUGAAUAAAAUUAAUGCAAUGUUCAAAGAG
This is a messenger RNA of Centropristis striata (black sea bass), 1208 nucleotides long. It is a transcript of the gene zte38, whose product is annotated as zebrafish testis-expressed 38. NCBI's taxonomy places the organism in Eukaryota, Metazoa, Chordata, Actinopteri, Perciformes, Serranidae. The transcript is spliced from 13 exons. Bases 49 to 963 code for a protein of 304 amino acids. The record is from RefSeq and is a predicted model, not a curated record.